This is a messenger RNA of Magallana angulata, 3330 nucleotides long. Its product is annotated as ankyrin-2-like. The coding region runs from base 1 to 3330 and encodes 1109 amino acids. Gene Ontology annotation, biological process: positive regulation of transcription by RNA polymerase II. Gene Ontology annotation, cellular component: nucleus. Gene Ontology annotation, molecular function: transcription cis-regulatory region binding; protein binding. NCBI's taxonomy places the organism in Eukaryota, Metazoa, Mollusca, Bivalvia, Ostreida, Ostreidae. The transcript has 2 exons. The record is from RefSeq and is a predicted model, not a curated record.
AUGCUUAGCAAAGAAUUACUAAAAUCACGAAUUGAAAAGGCCAUAUUUGACCAAUGGAAGCAGGACGACUGUUGUUUUAUUUCAACAAAUGCGUGUAAAGAAGUAAAAAAAAUUAUUGAAAGCAGGAACCUGGUCAUUGUGGCUGGUCAUUCAGGAUCCGGAAAGUCGGCCAUUAUUCAACAUAUUGCACUCCAAUACAAAAAAAAGGGCUGGACCUUAAGACGAGUAAAAAAUGUAGAAGACAUCGUGAAUGAAUAUAAUUCAAGUCGAUUUCAAAAAGAUAAAACUAUUUGUGUUUUUAAUGAUCCAUUGGGAAAAGAAUAUUUUGAUGAAAUUUUGAAUAAUUCGUGGCAAACAAAUGAAGAGGAAUUAAAGUUGUACUUAAAAACAGCAAAACUCGUGAUGUCGAGUAGAAAUCACAUUAUUUCUGACACGAGAGUGACACGUUAUCUCGUGAACCCAUCAGAUAUUUUAAACAUCGAUGAUAACAAAAAUAAAUUAUCUGUUAAGGAAAAACGGCAGAUUUUGAAAAAAUAUACCUCCGAUAUUAAUAUUUCCGCCAAAGAUCGUCAUAAGAUCGUUGAAGUUGAAAGGUAUUUCCCGUUGUUGUGUAAAUUGUAUUCUAGCAAAGAGGAAUACAAAAAUAAGGGUAUAGAAUUUUUUACAGAACCUGUAACAGUGCUGAAAGAGGAAUUACUAGGGUUCAGAAAAAAAGACAAGGGUAAAUAUUGUGCUUUGACUCUUCUUGUCCUUUUUAACGAUGAUCUUUGUUUAAGUGAGUUAUUAAAAACUAAAGACACGGAAAACAAAUUUAAACAUACGUUAAAACUUUGUGGAUUACCAGAGAACACACCACCUUUAGAUAUUGAAGACAUUCUUAACUCCAUAAAAGGCUUUUAUGUCAAAAAAGUUGAUGAUACGUAUCAUUUUUAUCAUGAUUUUGUGAUGGAAGUAACAACUCAUGUAUUUGGAACAUAUUAUCCCACUGAAACAAUAAAAUACGCCGACAUCGGCUUUCUCAGAAGAAGGAUAAAAUUAGGAAAUAAUAACGAACACGACGAAUCGUUCACUAUCUAUUUAAGUGACAGAUACAUUGAAGAACUUGGAGAAAGACUUUUUACUGAGCUGUUUGGAGAACGCCUGUUAGAUGUCGUACUCAACCCCUGUCUCAGGAAUGAAAAAGUAAUUAAAGUACUGAACAAAAAGAUGGCAGAUCAUCCCGAUUAUCUACAAGCGUUGUUAGAAACCAAGAAAGUAACAAUUGAUAAAAAAGAACUUCACCGGACAUCUGAGAACUUAGUUUUGACUAAACUUUCCUUUUUGAAUUUAGAAAGCAAAAUAUCACCACUUUUUGCUCUCAUUACAUUUUGUCAUACACAACUAUCAAAUUAUUGCUUAAACAAUCUACAAGAAUUGCAGACUGAUUUUAUCGAAUACAUUCCUGCACUGUGUUGCAAUGGUUCAAUAGAAUUGUUUUCAUCUGGUUUUAAAGACAAUGCAGAAGGAUAUUUGAAAAAAACAUGGGGAACACUUUAUCCUAUUCACAUUGUAUCGGUGUUCCAUAAUUAUAAAUUAUUUGUUGAGUUGAUUAAGAGAGGCGUAAAAGUCAAUGAAAAGACUGACAGUUACGGUGGUUGUACGCCUCUUCUAUUAGCAGCUGGUUACAAUACUGAAAACGGGGACUAUAACCAUAGAGAAUCAGGUGCAGAACGAAGAGAUAAAACUGUACAACUUUUACUGAGUAAUGGAGCAGACAUUAAUUUAUGUAAUGAGGACGGAUACAGUCCUCUCUAUAUAGCUUGUCAAACCGGACAUGAUAGCACUGUACAACUUUUACUGAGUAAUGGAGCAGACAUUAAUUUAUGCAAGAAAAACGGAGCCGGUCCUCUCUAUAUAGCUUGUGAAAACGGACAUGAUAGCACUGUACAACUUUUACUGAGUAAUGGAGCAGACAUUAAUUUAUGCAACGGAAACGGUGCCAGUCCUCUCUAUAUAGCAUGUCAAAACGGACAUGAUAGCACUGUACAACUUUUACUGAGUAAUGGAGCAGACAUUAAUUUAUGUCUAAAGGACGGAACCAGUCCUCUCUAUAUAGCAUGUCAAAACGGACAUGAUAGCACUGUACAACUUUUACUGAGUAAUGGAGCAGACAUUAAUUUAUGCAACGGAAACGGUGCCAGUCCUCUCUAUAUAGCAUGUCAAAACGGACAUGAUAGCACUGUACAACUUUUACUGAGUAAUGGAGCAGACAUUAAUUUAUGUCUAAAGGACGGAACCAGUCCUCUCUAUAUAGCAUGUCAAAACGGACAUGAUAGCACUGUACAACUUUUACUGAGUAAUGGAGCAGACAUUCAGCUAUGCAGGGAGAACGGCUUAAGUCCUCUCUAUGCAGCUUGUUUUAACGGACAUGAUAGCACAGUGCAUCUUUUACUGAGUAAUGGAGCAGAUAUUAAUUUAUGCAACGGAAACGGUGCCAGUCCUCUCUAUGUAGCUUGUGAAAACGGACAUGAUAGCACUGUACAACUUUUACUGAGUAAUGGAGCAGACAUUAAUUUAUGUCUAAAGGACGGAACCAGUCCUCUCUAUAUAGCUUGUGCAUACGGACAUGAUAGCACUGUACAACUUUUACUGAGUAAUGGAGCAGACAUUCAGCUAUGCAGGGAGAACGGCUUAAGUCCUCUCUAUGCAGCUUGUUUUAACGGACAUGAUAGCACAGUGCAACUUUUACUGAGUAAUGGAGCAGACAUUAAUUUAUGCAACGGAAACGGUGCCAGUCCUCUCUAUGUAGCUUGUUUUAACGGACAUGAUAGCACUGUACAACUUUUACUGAGUAAUGGAGCAGACAUUCAGCUAUGCAGGGAGAACGGAUCAAGUCCUCUCUAUAUAGCUUGUUUUAACGGACAUGAUAGCACAGUACAACUUUUAUUGAAUAAUGGAGCAGACAUUAAUUUAUGUAAUGAGAACGGAAUCAGUCCUCUCUAUACAGCUUGUAAUAACGGACAGGAGAGCACUGUACAACUUUUAUUGAAUAAUGAAGCAGACAUUAAUUUAUGUAUGAAUGAUGGAGUCAGUAUAUUAUUUAUUGCUUUUGUUUUUAGACGUUACAAAAUUGUAAAUACUAUACUCAACAAUGGCGCAGACACUAGUCUGGCUUGCGGAUGGGAAGUUAAUCCCGCCCUGGUUGAUUGCUUUGAUAAACAAGAUAGCACAGUGGUAUUUUUGAUGCAGAGAGACAACAUUCAAAAUAAUUUGUACGACACAGAUUCAUAUUUUUCUCUUUUUGUAUCAUGUCAGGUGGAAAGAGUGACAAGAAUGAUAUUUAAAAAGUAG